Aspergillus niger is the source of this 510-nucleotide messenger RNA. RefSeq lists its product as hypothetical. NCBI's taxonomy places the organism in Eukaryota, Fungi, Ascomycota, Eurotiomycetes, Eurotiales, Aspergillaceae. The transcript is spliced from 4 exons. The coding region runs from base 1 to 510 and encodes 169 amino acids. The record is from RefSeq and is a predicted model, not a curated record.
AUGCCAUCGUUGAUCCCGAGAUUCCAGGCCGGUACUGCAGUGUACGAGUACGAGAAGACAGCUAUACUAAUCCUAGUAAGGCUGCAGCCUGAAAUGCAGGGUCCGCGGCAAUUAUGGUGCUUUGCUAGUUCCACCAAUGAACGGAAUAGUGCGCAAAGCUCGCUAAUCAGGGUCGAAAGCUUGCCGGCAACAAGCAACCUGGAGUGGGGCCAGUCAAGAAGAGGAAAAGAUGACGAAAAAGGAGGAAGCCACUGGCUAACGGUGAGCGAAUCCGGUGGACUAUACUGCAAAUCUUUCCACCUGCAACAACCUCAGCCCGGUAUUCUCGAUAUCCGAGUGAUGCUAUCGAGCGCGAAUAUCAACAUUCCUCCUAUUGGAUUCAUUCCUCGGGGCAGGAGGACAAACCACCAGUGCGCACACUAUUCCAUCAUGGCAGGUGAACCAUAUUGUCCCGUUCAUUACCCUCUUCUAGCCGGAUUCGCUCCAUUACCCCUAUUUUCAAGGUUGUAG